UCAUUUUUUGCCAAGAUAAUCCAUCCCACCUCAGGCGUGGCAUAUCAAGAUGCUGAUUAAACGGCAUUAUUAUUGCACAGGUGUGCCCUAGUGCCCACAAUCAAAGACCAGUCUGAAAUGUGCAGUUUUGUCAGAGAGCACAAUGACACAGAUGUCGCAAGUUUUGAGGGAGCGUGCAGUUAUGGUAAAUGGUAAAUGGGUUAUACUUGUAUAGCGCUUGCAAGUGUCAUUGAAACUUACACUUAAUAUUUUUGUUUAAGGGUUAAUAUUUUUUGUUGAAAAUUAUUAUGGUUGUGAAUUCAUGUUACAUUUUUUGUAAUUGUUUACUAUAAAAGGGCAAUUGACUUCCUUUGUUACACCGCUAUUCUCGCAAGGUUUUGGUUUAGUAUUAGAGGUUGCGAGACCCGCAUUCGCCCAGACAUGCAAAAGACUUUGAGCGAGCCAUCAGCAGCAGCAAGAACAUUUAGCUAGCUGAACAAGGUAUUUUGUCAUAUUGUGUCGAAUUAUUCUGUAUAUUUGUAAAGUACAUUGGUUUAAUUAUUGUACGCUCAUUUAGUAUGCACAAGACUGAAAUAUUUGCUGCCCAAGAACCUCCGAAGUGGCAGGCGGCCACGAGUUUUCACGGCAUAAACCCAAGUAAAGAGCCCGUCUUUAAGAAGCCGUGCCUGUGUUGUCAUUUCGGAGCCACAGUGAAAACUCGCCCAGCCCAGCGCCGGUGAGAAGCACAAUGUCGCCAGCACAAAAAACUUUUUCCGUGGGAGGUCCUGCACGCGAUGGAGGAGGAAACGCUGCGCUUCUCCUCCGUGGAGCGCAGAGAUCUGAUGUGGGGGCCAAAGGGAGAACUGGUGCCAUUGAGCUCCAUUUGGUCCGAGGACGGCGCUGCAUCACCGCAGUCCCGGAAGCGCCGCUCCAGACGAAGGACGUCACAAAAGGCUUUCGCAAGCGGGCAGCACGCGGCACUCCCGCAAGCUCCUCCCCCUCCGGGCGGAAGUAGACAGCCGCCAGCCUAGCAGCUCCAAGAGGACGCCACAGACCUGGAUAUUUUUUUUCCAAAUUAUUUUUCUUUUGAUCACCCGCCUCCAACCAAAGACUCUAAAAACACGACAAAACAUUACCAAGAUAUGUUUUUAGAAAUCAGGUCUAGUCAGUCACAGCCAUCCCAGUUUCAUGCCCCGCCCCCCAGGACUCAAGCCACACCCACGUCACAACAUGUUUCUUUUUUUUCACCCACUAAAACCCAGGUGGGUAAAAGAGGACAAUUUAAAGGGGAGGAUUCUGCCCCCCUCCUGAUCUCCCUCCACCCUCCCCUAAAAACGGUUCCAGACCACGGGAAGCGCGUCUGGUAUCCGCUCCUUGAGGGGGGGGCUAGGGCUGGGAACUGUUCAGGUGGGGUGGCUCAGCAUCGUCAUGCCAAGCCACAGCCUCUAGCACGGCCGCCACCACCAGUUCUUCGGCCUGCCAAGUCACAGCCUCCAGCCCGGCCGCCGCCACCGGUCUUUCGGCCUGCCAGGCCGCAACCCCCAGCUAGUCCACCUCCACCUGCACCACGGCUAGCACCACGGCUAGCUGCUCCAAGGCUAGCACCUGUACCUGCACCACGCCGCCAAGCGCCGCCCGUAGCUGUUCCGCGCCGCCAAGUGCCGCCAGUAGCUGCUCCAAAGCUAGCAAUAUGCCAAACUGCACCACGCCGCCAAGUGCCGCCGGUAGAUGCUCCAAGCCGCCAAGUGCCACCAGUAGCUGCUCCACGCCGCCAAGUGCCGCCGGUAGAUGCUCCACGGCGCCAAGUGCCGCCGGUAGCAACUCCACGCCGCCAAGACCCUCCAUGCCAAGACCCUGCACGCCAAGACCCUCCACGCCAAGACCCGCCAUGCCAAGACCCACCAUGCCAAGACCCGCCAUGCCAAGACCCACCAUGCCAAGACCCGCCAUGCCAAGACCCACCGCCUGCUUCGUCUACUGCACCCAUGCCUGCUUCGUCUGCUGCACCCGCGCCGGCUUCAUUUGCUGCUUCCACGCCUGCCACGACGACGCGCGCAGUUUCCACGCCUGCCACGAUGACGACGCGCCUGCCUCCUUGUCGGCCACGGAUGUGGCCGCUACCUGGUCGUCCGCCACGCCAAGUGCGCCCACCUCCUUGUCGGCCACAGAUGUGGCCCUUCCCGGGUCACCCACCUCGUCAGGUACAGCGGCGCUCUACGCGUCGCCGCCACCUGACUUUGCCUCGGUGGAUUCGGGGACACUUGGUCUGGCGACCCACCGCCAUGUCCCCCUCCCGCCCUCCCAUGACUCUCGAUAAAUAAAUGCCUUGUUUUGUUUGUUUUUGGACAUCUGGGAUCUGUCCUUAAUGGAGGGUCUCUGUCAUGUCUGUUGAUGAUGUUUUUGUUUAGUCAUGUUCUGCUUGGUUUUUGGACACUUUUUAGUUCCUGCUUUUUCACUCUCUUGUUUUGUCACCAUAGCAACCAUUAGUUUCACCUGUUUCACAUUUUGAGUCACGCACCUGUUUUCACCAAUCAUGUCACUAUUAUUUAAACCGAUAGUUGCCAGGAAGUCAGCCUGGCGACAUUAUCUGCGGUUACCCUUGUCACUCAUGUGUUCAUUCCAUGUCAUUGUUCCAUGAUCGUUUCCAUGCUUGUUCCAAGUAAGUUUUUUUUUAUUCAUGUCACGUUUAGCAGUUCUUUUGUUUUAUGUCCUUAGUCUACGUUAAGUGUAAGUUUUUGUUUCAUAGUCAAGUUUGUACCUCCGCCUUGUGCGCGCCUUUUGUUUGUUCCUUUUGUUAGUGUUUAAAAUAAAUCAUGUAUUUACCUCCAAGCCAUGUCCGAUCCAGCUUUACUUGCAUCUCGGGAAAACAAACAACCCAUAGUCCACGUAUU
Molecule: messenger RNA, 2870 nt
Organism: Entelurus aequoreus (snake pipefish)
Lineage: Eukaryota; Metazoa; Chordata; Actinopteri; Syngnathiformes; Syngnathidae
Exons: 3
Coding region: 1122-2300 (392 amino acids)
Source: RefSeq, a predicted model, not a curated record